AUGGCGGUAGAGAGUGACAAAACUGGGUCUGAUGGUAAAGUUUGGAGCUUUUGUAGUAUGCCAUUUUGGCAAACAACUCAUCCUUCUUCAUCUUCUACUUCAACUUCUUCUCUGCAUAAUAGUGUUCACCAUCAGAGCCAGAUUCUUCAGUCUCUUGAUAGAUCCAGUCAUCCACCUUCCACCACUGUUUCUUCUGUGGCUAAGUCUUUGCUCCCCACAAGGAGAAGGCUCCGUCUUGAUCCUCCCAACAAGCUCUACUUUCCUUAUGAACCUGGUAAGCAAGUUAGGAGCGCCAUCGCAAUUAAAAACACUUGCAAGUCUCAUGUAGCUUUCAAGUUUCAAACAACUGCUCCCAAGAGCUGUUAUAUGCGUCCUCCUGGUGGUAUUCUUGCACCUGGUGAAAGUAUAAUAGCAACAGUGUUUAAGUUUGUCGAGCCACCAGAGAACAAUGAGAAACCAAUUGAUCAGAAAAGUAGGGUGAAGUUUAAAAUCAUGAGCUUAAAAGUGAAAGGCGAAAUGGACUAUGUACCAGAACUGUUUGAUGAGCAAAGGGAUCAUGUUGCAGUGGAGCAAAUUUUGCGUGUCAUUUUUCUUGACCCUGAACACCCUAGCCCUGCUUUUGAUAAGCUUAAACGGCAGCUAGCUGAGGCAGAGGCUGCAUUAGAAGCAAGAAAGAAGCCCCCAGAGGAGACAGGUCCUAGAGUAGCUGGGGAAGGACUUGUUAUAGAUGAAUGGAAAGAAAGAAGAGAAAGAUACCUAGCCAGACAGCAGGUUGAAGUGCUGCGGAUGGAUUCACAACCACCAGGAACCGCCGAAGGUUAUUCUCCGUCGGAGACUCCUCAGAGUCGAGAGCCAUCAAGAAGAGUGAUGUGGCAGAUCGACGAGGCGAAACCGAAGAGUCUCUCCGAAAGGUUAUGUAUUUCAGUUGCUGGAGCCAGGGCUAGCAUCCUCUGUUUCGCAUCCCACUGA
Messenger RNA from Sphenostylis stenocarpa, 969 nucleotides. NCBI's taxonomy places the organism in Eukaryota, Viridiplantae, Streptophyta, Magnoliopsida, Fabales, Fabaceae. The record is from the annotation of a GenBank genome assembly.